UUCUUACAACAUCCGUAUUCAUUUUGCAAAUACAUCUGUCUGUGUGUGUCUCCUUUUGGUGUUUUGCAAAAAAUGGGAUUGUCGAUGGAGGGGGAGAGCAGCUGCACCCACAAAGUGUUCCUAAUCACCAACUACAUCCUCCUGGGCGCGGCGUCGAGCUGCAUCUUCCUGACCCUCUCCCUCCGGCUGAUCCCCUCCCUGGUGGGCGCCCUCCUCAUCCUCCUCCACAUCGUCACGAUCGGCGGAGCCAUUUCCGGGUGCGCCGCCGCCACCCGGCGCGUGGGCGGAGGCAAGUUCUACGGCGCCCACAUGGUGGCCACCGUCCUGACCGCCAUCUUCCAGGGCUCCAUCGCCGUCCUCAUCUUCACCCGCCCCGAGGACUUCCUCGCCCGCCUUGACUCCUACGUCCUCCAGGACGACGGCGUCCUCAUCCUCAAGCUCGCCGGGGGGCUCUGCGCCCUCGUCUUCUGCCUCGAGUGGGCCGUCCUCACCCUCGCCUUCUUCCUCAACUACUACGCCCACCUUGAAAAGGAUGGAAAUGGAAUGAAGAGCGGGAACGAGGAGGAGUUGAAGACCUUGCCCUGGCCUAUUCAUCAGGUCUAAAACAUUUUGCUUUGUCUGGGAGAUUUGCUUUGUUGAAUUCAUUUUGAAUUAUAUCAAGAAGGUGAUGGAAUGCUCUAUUCCGCCAUGUAUUCUUUUUAUUUGAAUUUUGGAAAAAUGAGAUUUGGCUACUACCAAAAAGUAAAUUUAUAAAUCUAACAAAAAUAAAUUUGAUUCUA
Molecule: messenger RNA, 779 nt
Organism: Salvia splendens (bonfire salvia)
Lineage: Eukaryota; Viridiplantae; Streptophyta; Magnoliopsida; Lamiales; Lamiaceae
Exons: 1
Coding region: 73-603 (176 amino acids)
Source: RefSeq, a predicted model, not a curated record